Messenger RNA from Didymodactylos carnosus, 294 nucleotides. The record is from the annotation of a GenBank genome assembly. NCBI's taxonomy places the organism in Eukaryota, Metazoa, Rotifera, Eurotatoria, Philodinida, Philodinidae.
AUGGAGUUCCACGGGACUCCCGCGGGACUUCUGCCGGGAGUCUCGAUUAGGGGUAGUUAUUGUUAUAUGGAGGCAUGGAUCUUUAAUCGAGGUGAAUUUUUACUGUUUUUACCAUUGCUGUUGCGAAUGUUUCUUCGUAACAAUGAUGGUAAUAUUGAGUGUGUUGACGAUGUUUCUGAUUCACUUAUAUUGGAUGUUGUCGCUGCUGUUGACUCUCUUGAAUAUCUGACUGUGGUUGAUGAUCUUGGAAAAAAUAUUUAUUGUUAUGUUCUAAAUACAGAAAAGGAACUUUGA